AUGGCCUUGUCCACGGGACAUGUCGCCAGCCAGUUACGGCACCUCAUCUACUACCAACUCGAUAAUAACCUAAUUCGCAACGCGUUAUUCCUGGCAGGUCGUCUUCAUGCUUUCGAACCGCGAUCCCACGAGGCGCAAUAUCUACUUGCGCUCUGUCACCUACACAAUGGUGAAGUGAAGGCUGCAUUUGAUUGCAGCCAAUCUUCGGGUUCUCUAGGCCUACACGCUGGUUGCGCUUAUGUUUUCGCGCAAGCUUGCUUGGAUCUAGAGAAAUACUUGGACGGUGUUGCAGCUUUGGACCGCAGCAAGCAUCUAUGGGCAACUCAGAACCAUUGGAACAAGCACAGUGAAACACAGCGGCAACAUCUCCCGGAUGCUGCAGCCGUGUUUAGCUUACAGGGAAAGCUUUGGCAUGCUCAUAAAGAUCUGAACAAGGCAGUUGACUGUUACGUUGAGGCACUCAAGCUGAACCCAUUCAUGUGGGACGCGUUCCUAGGACUUUGCGAAACAGGCGUCAACAUUCGAGUCCCCAACAUCUAUCAACUCAGCCCAGAACUUCUCGCAAUGAUAUCCUCGUCACCAAAUGAAAGUUCCGCAGUACCAGACAAUAUUCCCGCAGCAGAAGCCUUUCCUAUGCAGCCUCCUGGUCACCCUGUAUCAGAUCCUUUCAUGGUCCCCUCUUCCCGCGGCGACGGGGAAGGCACAUUUGGAAGCUCCGCGCUUUUCGAAAAGUUCAAUGGCAGCUCCGUUACUGUGGCGCAGCAAGUAUUUCAAGAUGGCAUGGAAACACCCGGAGCACAGAGCAGUGGCUCUGAAGAGUUCCGCAUAGCAAACGGGGUCACCGAUCCGGAAUCAGCAUGGGAUGCACCUAUGGCCCCGGCCCGCAAAAUACGCCCAGCUCAGACGAUGAGCUUAGAUCAAGCUGGACAAGCUCCACCCCGAAUGCGCCCAACAGGAAUCAGGCCCAAAAACAAAACAAGAACAGAUCCAGAGGCGUAUUCCGCUGGCACAAUGGAAAGAGAUCCGCCUCCACCUCCCAGGUUUGGUGAACGAAAGCGCACAGUCUCUGGGCAAGUUGCUCACCCCCUCCUCCAUCACAACCGAUUGAACCAGGUGCUCCUCAGCGUCGAAGCUACACUCCACAGUACACUUGCUGGAAAAGACGGCCGUGAAAUGAAGAAGUUAAGAGCCCAGUCAAGAGGACGAAUUGGAACUGUACCUACAGUGGGUCGUGUCGUGAGUGGUAACAGAAAGCCCAUGGAAGCACCCGACAACGAUGGCAAGGACCAUCGUAUUGGAACAAUGCCGCCACAAUCCUCGGUUCCUCCGUUACCAAAAAAUGCCGAGAAAACAAAAGAGCUCGAGUCUUUGAACUGGCUUUUGGGACUAUUCAAUAAGCUUGCAUGUGGGCAUUUCGCAUUGAGUCGUUACAAGUGUCAAGAGGCUAUCCACCACUUCAAUUUACUUUCUCAAGGUCAGCGCGAGACUUCAUGGGUUCUUGCUCAACUUGGACGGGCUCAAUUUGAGCAAGCGGGAUACGCAGAAGCUGCCAAAUAUUUCAACAGGGUUCAAACGCUGGCGCCCUCUCGCCAAGAAGACAUGGAAAUCUACUCAACUGUGUUAUGGCAUCUGAAAAGCGAUGUUGAAUUAGCAUACUUGGCACAUCAAUUACUCGAAUCCGACCGUCUAUCACCUCAGGCAUGGUGUGCCAUUGGCAACUCUUUCUCCCACCAACGAGAUCAUGACCAAGCCUUGAAAUGUUUCAAGCGUGCAACCAUGAUUGACCCUGGUUUCGCCUAUGCCUUCACUCUACAGGGACACGAGUAUGUCGCCAACGAGGAAUAUGACAAGGCAUUGGAGGCCUAUCGAAACGGCAUUAACGCCGACAAUCGACACUACAACGCCUGGUACGGACUGGGAACAGUGUACGAUAAAAUGGGAAAACUUGACUUUGCUGAACAGCAUUUCCGCAACGCCGCUAGUAUCAAUCCCACGAAUGCGGUAUUAAUCUGCUGCAUUGGUCUUGUUUUGGAGAAAAUGAACAACCCCCAGGAAGCCCUGGUCCACUACGGUAGAGCCUCCACGUUGGCUCCACAAUCAGUCUUGGCCCGGUUCCGCAAGGCACGAGUUCUAAUGAAGCUGCACGAAUUCAAAUUCGCUAUGGCAGAACUGAAGGUCCUCAAGGAUAUGGCGCCAGAUGAGGCAAAUGUGCAUUAUCUACUAGGAAAGCUGUAUAAAGUGCUUCAUGACAAGGCCAAUGCUAUCAAGCAUUUCACUGCUGCCUUGAACUUGGAUCCAAAGGCUGCACAAUACAUCAAGGACGCGAUGGAAUCCUUGGAUGAAGAUGAGAUGGAGGAUGAGGACAUAGCGUAG
Messenger RNA from Penicillium nucicola, 2373 nucleotides. RefSeq names its product anaphase promoting complex subunit bimA. The transcript is spliced from 5 exons. The record is from RefSeq and is a predicted model, not a curated record. Gene Ontology annotation, molecular function: protein binding. The coding region runs from base 1 to 2373 and encodes 790 amino acids. Gene Ontology annotation, biological process: cell division. NCBI's taxonomy places the organism in Eukaryota, Fungi, Ascomycota, Eurotiomycetes, Eurotiales, Aspergillaceae.